Cyanistes caeruleus (blue tit) is the source of this 2992-nucleotide messenger RNA. RefSeq names its product epidermal retinol dehydrogenase 2. NCBI's taxonomy places the organism in Eukaryota, Metazoa, Chordata, Aves, Passeriformes, Paridae. Gene Ontology annotation, cellular component: lipid droplet. Gene Ontology annotation, molecular function: oxidoreductase activity, acting on the CH-OH group of donors, NAD or NADP as acceptor. The record is from RefSeq and is a predicted model, not a curated record.
CCUGGGCCAGGCGGGCGGGACACUCGGGAGCCGGCGAACACUGCAAAAGAACUUGCUUUAAAGGUUUGAAGGUCAACCUCUUCUCUCCUUCAGUCAGUAUCCCACUACUGUAACGUGUUGUGUUUCUGGGUUUGCACAACAGAAGAGUGGUGCUUGGACCCAAGAAACCAUGUUCAGCUUCAGAUGCAUCCGGAAGUUACUACAGUAUGUGAAGUUUUAUUUUUUUUUACUUAUGGAGAACAUGUUCUCUAUAUUUCCUCUACGCAAAAAAUGUUUUGCUGGUGAAAUAGUACUUAUUACUGGCUCUGCAAAUGGAAUUGGAAAGCGGGUUGCCUCAAAAUUGGCUCCCUUGGGAGUAACCUUGGUUCUUUGGGACAUCGAUGAUGAAGGCAACAAAGAAACAAGCAGAUUAGCCCAACAAAAUGGAGCCAACCGGGUGUUCACCUACCACUGUGACUGCAGCAGUAGGGAGGAUAUCUAUGAACAGGCAGACAAGGUUAGAAAAGAAGUUGGGGAUGUUACUAUUCUAAUCAACAAUGUUGGCAUAAUGAUCGGGAAAAAGUUCUGUGAGCUUACAGAUGAAGAAUUUGAAAAGACACUCAGAAUCAACUUCUUUUCUCAAGUCUGGACUUGCAAGGCCUUUCUUCCAGCCAUGGUGGCCUGUAACCGUGGACACCUGGUUAGCACAUCCAGUGCAGCUGGAUUAAUGGGAUUCUACAGGUUGUCAGAUUAUUGUGCAAGUAAGAGUGCAGUCAUUGGAAUGAUGGAAGCCAUAAAUUCAGAACUGUAUCAUGGAGGAAAAUGUGGCAUUAAAACCACAAUCAUUUGUCCUUAUUUUAUUAGUACUAGGUUAAGCAAAGGCUUCAAAAGCGCAAAACCCUGUUUGCUUCCUGUUUAUGAUCCAGAGUAUGCAGCCAGCAGGAUUGUGGAUGUAAUUAAAAAGGAAAAAUUUUAUCUGAUCAUGCCUCCAGCUGUAUACUUACUUGGUCUCAGAAUUUUCAUUCCUAGAAAAAUAGCGUUAUUCCUCGAGUCUUACAUUAAGUUCCCUGAGAGCAUGGAAGAAGCCUUCGGUCAGAAAAAAAAGGAUUGAAACGAAAAGAAUUCUGAAGACCUCAAGUGCCAUCUAAUUGAACAUUUUCAGUAAAAAAUCAUUUUAAAUCAUAUUCAUUCCUUGACAAAUAAAUUACUUCAUUUAUGCUAUUUUACAUUGGUCAGCAUGCCAUUGAAUUCUUCUGUCUUUUAAGUCUUUAUUGGCAAUUUUCUGAGAAACUUUUGAAAAAUCACUAAAAUUUAAUAUUAAUUAGGUAUUGAGUGACCAAGUAACAACUUUGCAUGGACUGUACUGUUUUCAGACUGAAACUUCAAUGAGGUAUCCUGUUAGUGUGGAACACAAUUUUGUUGUAAAGCAUGGGAUAAUGAAGACAGGAGGAAUACCUCAUGUACUUUUGGAAAUUACAGUGAAAUUCUCCUUGUAUUAGAAGAGAAGUCACACACGUGUUCUUCAACUGUCUUCAAAUGAAAUUAUAACCUAAAUGUCCUAAAGAACAAAAAAUGUCCCCAAUAGCAGAAGUUUGAAGAUUAGUUACACAAAAUAUGUGCUGGUACUUAAUUAUAAAAAUCAAUCCUCAUGUAAAUUUUCAGAAAACACUAACAUAAAAUGUUCAUAAUUGGCUAAAUUUAAAAACAAAUAAAUAAACUACACAGAAGAAUAGUGAAUCUACAAAGCCUAGUUUAUCAAACCCUAAGGAAUUACAGAGAACAUUUAAUAGUCAUCUACUGACCACGUUUGCCAUCAAAAUUCAAUUGUACUUAACUAAACUCAUACUUAAAAGCUCCCAAAUACACAUAGUUAUGAGAGUACACACUACUGAAAACCCUGUUUCCAAAUUAUGCAUUCAAUAAAUUAUUUCAUGUACCAGUAGAUAUUACAGGGAAACUUUUCUCUGAGAGAAAGAAAAAGAUAUCUGAAUUUUGGCUCUUUGGAAACUAAGGUUUAUUGAUUUACAUUGUGUAAAACUCUCUAGGUGAUGAGUAAUCAAAUAUUAUUUUCUUCUUAUUAAUGAGACAGCAAAGUCUAAAUUGCUUCCUGCAAAUACCAAUCAUUUUCUCAAUUGUAGGCAAAUAUGCUGAGUAUUGGGACUCCCUUGUUCUGCAUGAAUGUUACAAUUUGGCUCUAGAUCAAUGAUCUAGAUUACAAGAGUCAAUGUAAAUUGACAUGACAUUAUGUUUGUGACUAUAUUGUGGGCCUGAACAUCUUAAUGCAUAAUUGCUGGUGCUGCAGAGCUUAAGAACACGCUCGUGAAGUGAGAAAAAUGUAUUUAAGGAUGAUUUGUGAAAUGAGACUCAUACUUGAAGUAGUGUCAUAUGCUAGUGAUAUUAAUAUAUGGUGGACUAUCCAUCAUUUAAAUGUUAAAGGUUUCAGGAUGAAAUAUUUGCAGGCAAGGAGCUCAGUGUAAGGGUUCACCUUUCAGGAUGCCUUUCUUGUUUUCAGUUUUUUUCACUAAAAUAUAUCAACCUUACCACCUACAUCUGCAGUUGUAAGUUCACUGACCAUAUAGGCUAGGCAGGACAUGCUUAGGUUAAGAACAAUGUAAAGGGAAUAAUACCCUAUUUUCUAAACUAUAUUUCACCAGUUUUGCACAACCACCCUGCAAAACCUUAUUCUGUAUUGCUGCAACCUCAGCCAAGGGUGCUUUUGGCUCCAUAUUAUUUUCAGGCUAAUCUGCUUGUCUCAAUAAGGAAUUUGUAAAGCUUAUACUUUCUAAGUCUCACAGUGAUCUGCUAGAUCUUCUUAUCAAUCCUAAAAAUCAGGAUUACAGAUAACUCACUCUUUUCCAUGAAAAUACCAAGAAAACAGUUUCAGGGUUUGGGGCUGGUUGUUCUUGGUGGUGUUUGGCGGGGAUUAGCUUCGUCUGUCUUGUGCAGAAAUGUGAUAGAUCCAGUAAUACAAUUCUAAAACUGUAAGCCAAAACCUUCCUAUUAAAGCUCAGAA